ACACUUUCUUCACAUCAACCCUUUUUCCUUUCUUCUCAUUCUUCUAGUAGUAAAUUUAGCUUCUUCCCGAAAAUGGUGCUUGCUGGUAAACUUAUGACUGAACUUGGGAUCAAAACACCCGCUGAUAGGUUCUUCAAACUAUUUGCAUCAGAACUUCAUGAAGUGCAAAAACACUGUGAAAGAGUUCAUCAUACCAAACUUCAUGAAGGUGAAGAUUGGCAUCACACUGAUUCGGUUAAACACUGGACUUAUGUCAUAGAUGGUAAGGUACACACAUGUCAUGAGAAGGUUGAAGAAAUUGAUGAAAAAAACAAGAAAGGCACUUACAAGCUCUUUGGUGGAGAUAUUGAUGAGCACUAUAAGGACUUUAAGCUCAUCAUUGAAGUAAUUGAUAAGGGUGAUGGGACUUCUGCAGUUAAAUGGACUGUUGAAUAUGUGAAGAUCAACGAGGAUAUUGACCCUCCAAAUGGCUGGAUGGAUUACUUAUGCAAAUGUACUAGAGAUAUUGAUGCUCAUCUUGUCAAGCAGGCCAAGGUUGCUAUAUAAAUCUUAAAGACAGUAACAAAUACUUCCUCUGAUCACUGUUAUAAGAAAAAUUCACUUUUUAAAUUCAUUCAAUAAAUGAUGUCUGUGGUCUAUAUAUAGAUCAUAUGCAUCAUUUAUUGAAUGAACCUAAUAAGUCAACUUUUGUUUAUAAUAAUGAUCAGAGGGAGUAACUGGUAAUGGCUUAAUCCAUGGGGUUGGCUUAAGUGUUCAUCUUUAUAAAUAAUAAAUGUGAUCAUAUUGUUGCAUAUGAUCAUUAGCUUUUGAUGUUUCGUUUGUAUGUGUGAUCGGUUGAAGUGUGUCUUAAACUAAAUUUAGUAAUGCAAAUCAAUAAAUGAAUAUA
Medicago truncatula (barrel medic) is the source of this 886-nucleotide messenger RNA. RefSeq names its product MLP-like protein 28. NCBI's taxonomy places the organism in Eukaryota, Viridiplantae, Streptophyta, Magnoliopsida, Fabales, Fabaceae. Gene Ontology annotation, biological process: defense response. The coding region runs from base 73 to 546 and encodes 157 amino acids. The transcript is spliced from 2 exons. The record is from RefSeq and is a predicted model, not a curated record.